This is a messenger RNA of Pediculus humanus corporis (human body louse), 1458 nucleotides long. RefSeq names its product Alanine aminotransferase, putative. Gene Ontology annotation, biological process: biosynthetic process. The record is from RefSeq and is a predicted model, not a curated record. The transcript has 6 exons. Bases 1 to 1458 code for a protein of 485 amino acids. Gene Ontology annotation, molecular function: pyridoxal phosphate binding; L-alanine:2-oxoglutarate transaminase activity. Lineage: Eukaryota; Metazoa; Arthropoda; Insecta; Psocodea; Pediculidae.
AUGUCUACCGCCGGAAAAUCGAAUGAAAAAUGUGUCACAAUAGAAAAUAUGAACGAAAAUAUAAUUCGUUUGGAAUAUGCCGUUCGGGGACCGAUUGUAAUUAGAGCUGGAGAAAUAGAAAAAGAAUUAGAACAGGGUGUCAAAAAACCUUUUACAGAAGUUUUAAAAGCAAAUAUUGGUGAUUGUCAUGCCAUGGGACAAAAACCAAUUACUUUUUUUAGACAGGUUUUGGCUCUUGUGUCAUUACCAUCACUUUUUGACGAUCCGAGUUUUCCGGAAGAUGCCAAAGAUAGAGCGAGAGGCGUGCUUAAAGGUUGUAAGGGAGGAAGCGUGGGUUCAUACACGGAUUCUGUCGGAAUCGAAAUAAUUCGAAAACACGUUGCCGAAUUUAUAGAAAGACGAGAUGGUAUACCGAGCGACUAUGCAAACAUCAUACUAUCGGCGGGAGCUUCUGACGGUAUCAAAAAUGUUUUGAAAAUAAUGAAUCAACCCAUCGACAACAAACGACCCGGAGUCAUGGUACCCAUACCACAAUAUCCACUCUAUUCGGCAACCCUCGCAGAAUUCAACAUGCAUCAAAUAAGUUAUUAUUUGAACGAAUCGAAAGGUUGGGGUAUGGAUUUGAGCGAGUUGCAAAGAGCCGUAGACGAAGCGAAAGAAGUCUCCGCACCGAGAGCCAUAGUCGUUAUAAAUCCCGGAAAUCCCACGGGACAAGUACUCUCUAGGAAAAACAUUGAAGAAAUAAUACAGUUUGCGUACAAGGAAAGAUUGUUCAUAUUGGCCGACGAAGUUUAUCAGGACAACAUAUACGCUCCCGGAAGUAAAUUUUAUUCAUUUAAAAAAGUAUUAACGGAAAUGGGUCCUCCCUACAGCGAAAUGGAAUUGGCAUCGUUCAUGUCUUGUUCGAAGGGUUACAUGGGGGAGUGCGGAUUGAGAGGAGCUUAUUUCGAAAUUAUAAAUAUUUGCCCUCAAGUGAAAGCUCAACUUUUGAAAGCCAUUUCGGCCAUGUUGUGUCCGACUGCUUUGGGUCAGACCGUCGUCGAAUGCAUCGUGAAUCCUCCGAGAGAAGGAGAACCAAGUUAUCCUUUGUACAAAGAAGAAAGAGAACAAGUUUUGUCGGAAUUGAAAAAGAGAGCGAAAAUGGUUGCCGACACAUUCAACAGCAUACCUGGAUUUUCAUGCAACGAAGUCCAGGGUGCCAUGUACGCUUUCCCACAAAUGCAAUUACCACCGAAAGCCGUGGAAGCAGCGAAAAAAGAAGGAAAAGCUCCUGAUACGUUUUACGCUUUGCAAUUGUUGGAAAAUACCGGGAUUUGCAUCGUUCCCGGAUCCGGAUUCGGUCAACAACCUGGAACGCAUCAUUUUAGGACCACGAUAUUACCGCAAACGGAUAAAUUAAAAGCCAUGUUGGACACGUUUAAAACUUUUCACAAAAAGUUUUUAAAAGAAUACUCGUAG